Molecule: messenger RNA, 1597 nt
Organism: Paramecium octaurelia
Lineage: Eukaryota; Ciliophora; Oligohymenophorea; Peniculida; Parameciidae
Source: the annotation of a GenBank genome assembly
AUUAAUGACAACCGAAUAAUAAAGUUCUAAUAAGAAAACGUGGGCUGAACUAGCAGAAGAAGAGGAUGAUGAAAUUGAAAAUGGUUAAUUCACGACGAAUUCUGAAACUCUAGACAAAAAUGAGAUACCUUCUCAACCAGGUUUGACAAAAUCUGUAUCAGAAUUUCAAUCCAAACCAAGAAAUGAAAAACAUAGAAAUAAUAAAUAGAGAGACAAUGGUGGUAAUGGUCUCAAAAAUUAUAAACAAAAUAAUUCACAUCAAAUCAAAGGAAACAAUAAACAAAAUAGAUAAUCAAAAAGUAUUCAAUUCUAAUAUAGUAGGCAAUUAUGAUGAAGUUUAUGAUGCAUUAUUUGAAACAACCAAUUAGGAAAUCAUUUUAAGAGUUAAACCAUAAAACAAAAACGAAAACUUAGAGGCUGUUAAAGAAUAUUUUGAAAAACAGUAUUAAAAUAUAAAAGCAUUUCCAAGAAACGAUAUUAAUUAGGUUGAUUUAUUGACAUCCCCCAAAAUUGGGUUGUAUAUAUUGGAGGAUCUUAGAUUUAAAGUAUGAUUUAUUAUCAAUUUAGGUCUAAAUUGGUGAUUCUCAUCUUGCAAUUUACUAUCCUUAAAAUCCAAAUGAAUAAUUGUCUGAAUAUUAUGCAAAGAAAAGGUAUUUAGAAAAAGAAAAGAAACUUCAAUAAUCCAGUGCUGUUUUUCAAAGAAGUGCCAUUAAUUCUAAAGUCAAUGAUUAAUAAGAUUACUAUGAAAAAUCUGAUGGUAGUAGCAAUAACUUUGAGAAAGUUUAGAAUGAUUAACCUUAAAUUUACAAAGAGAAAGAUUACUAAUAAGAUGAAGAACAUGAAUAAAAUUAAUCCUAAAAUAGAUCAAAAUAUGAAAAAAAAGAUUUUAAUAUAUAAACAAAUUAUAAAUCUAGAAAGUUUAACAAAUAUACUGAAUAAUAUGAUUAAGAAUAAGAUUUUAGAGAAUACAAAGAUGAAAAAUAAUCUAAUUAUAAAUCUCAUAAAUAUAGAAAUGAAUAACAUAUACCUAAAGAAAGCUAUCAAAAUUAAAAAUAUCAUUCAAAUAACUAAUAUGAAUACACAGAAAAAACCGCUUCUGAUAACAAUUAAUCUCCUUUUCAAUAAAAAGAAUAAAAUAAAGAUUAUAGAAAUAAUUAAUAUUACUACAAUAAUAAUAACAAUAAUGGUAAUAACAAUAAUCAUCAUUAUAAUUAAAAGAGAUCUUACUAAGCAAAUAACAAAUAAAAGAGUGAUUAAUAUGUUGUUUAUGAAGAGAAAUAGAAAUAAAAUUAUGAAGAGGCACAAGAUAUUUCAAAUGUAAAAGAAGAUCAUCAUGAAGGUGAAGUUCAGAAUCCUUAAACGAUUAAUCAAGCUAUUUAGUAGCCAAAUUUGAAUGAAGAAAUAAAUGAGGAUAUAUAAAUAGAUAGUGAAAACGAUUAAGAUCAGGAAUAAGUUGAGGAAAAUAAAUCUCCAAGCAAAAAUAAAAAGAAGAAAAAAAACAAAAAAGCUUAAAAAGUAUAAUAUUUGAUGUUUAUCUUAGACUUCAAAACCAAAUGACACUAAUUUUUUUGGAAUACUAUAGAGUGUAACAAAAUGA